This is a messenger RNA of Triticum dicoccoides, 1671 nucleotides long. Its product is annotated as barley B recombinant-like protein D. The transcript is spliced from 3 exons. Gene Ontology annotation, biological process: response to ethylene. Gene Ontology annotation, cellular component: nucleus. The record is from RefSeq and is a predicted model, not a curated record. NCBI's taxonomy places the organism in Eukaryota, Viridiplantae, Streptophyta, Magnoliopsida, Poales, Poaceae. Bases 400 to 1395 code for a protein of 331 amino acids. Gene Ontology annotation, molecular function: DNA-binding transcription factor activity; sequence-specific DNA binding.
GAGCGUUUCCUUCCACCCCUCUCCUCCCGUCGGCCUCAUCCACCAUCAAUCUACCCGCUACCCCCGCCUCCCUCUGGACCGUGGGCCACCCCUCCCCCCUUCCCUCCCGCGCGUCGACGUCCAUCCUCGCCGCCGCCCCUGCUCCCCAACCCCCACCAUUCACCAGCGCCCCCAAAGUCCGAGCGAGACAGACGGGGGAGGGGGAGAGGGAGAGGAGAGCGGCGGCGACCGGCCAGCUCCGACCCCGCAGGCCCGGCCGUCGGCGGCCGUGCCCCGUCGUCCCCCGUCCCGCUGGCCGGCGGGCCCCGCCUCCUCGCCUCCGGGAGCUUCUGCCGCUGCUGAUACUGUGUGGUAGUCACAUAGCUGCUCUAUUUCUCCUGUCUGCAAACAUAUGUGAUAAUGGACAACCUUGGACAUAGGGAAAAUGGGAGGCAAAGGCCAGACCCAUAUAAAGCACUUCAUACUCAGUGGAUGAUGCCCCAAAGGCAAAUGAAGGACCACCACAGCAUGAACCUCCUAGCACUAAUGAGCGAGAGGGACACCGCCAUCAUGGAGAGAGACCAUGCUCUGGCUGAGAAGAAAGCUGCAAUGGCUGAGAGAGACAUGGCGUUUGCCCAGCGGGACUCUGCAAUGGCUGAACGGAAUGCUGCAAUCGUCGAACGAGACAAUGCCCUUGCUGCACUUGAACUAGCCCGUACAAAUGGAUUUAAUAUGAACAGCGGAAACGGAUUCAACCCAGGAUCUCUCAAUGGAGCGAAGAACUUCCACCACCACGACCAGCAGCCCCAUGCUCAAUCAUCACCACUGCAACUGGCCGAUUCUCCAUAUGACCAUGCGAGGGAAAUGCACAUAUCAGACGCAUACCCAAUCUCAACAGCCCCGGUGACUGCUGCUGGAAAGGCAAAGAAGCCCAAGAAGAACAGUUCCCAAGCAUCUCCACUGAAGAGGCCGUCAGGCGUGCUCCGGAAAACCAAGAAAGCCGGCGGUGACUGGAGAGAUGCUGGAAUGUCUGGUGUCGGGGAGGAUCCAGCUCGCGCCGCUUCUGAGAUGAAGAACGAGCGGAAGGACCAAGACCUUGGCCUGAACCAGGUCUCGUUCGACGAGUCGUCCAUGCCCGCGCCUGCCUGCUCGUGCACGGGGGUCCUCCGCCAGUGCUACAAGUGGGGCAACGGCGGGUGGCAGUCGUCCUGCUGCACCAUGAGCAUGUCCAUGUACCCGCUCCCGGUGAUGCCCAACAAGCGCCAUGCCCGCAUGGGCGGACGGAAGAUGAGUGGCAGCGCCUUCACCAAGCUGCUCAGCCGACUAGCGGCUGAGGGCCAUGAUCUCUCGGCGUCGGUGGACCUCAAGGACCACUGGGCCAAGCAUGGCACGAACAGGUACAUCACCAUCCGGUAGCUCUGCUGCUUCCGUUCAAUAUGUAAGGAGGUGUAUGCGGCAAAGGUCCUAUAAUCUCAUUGCUGGGGUUGGACGGGUCAUCAACUCAUCAUCAUCUCUGUAAUGUCAUUGAGGGAUGCAGGCUAGAAUUCUGUGUAGGUCCUCCCCCCUUUCUGAACCCCGAGCCGCGCUGGACAGUGGAAAUGUAAUUUUAGCGACCCCAGGUAUUCGUCGUCGAUUCGCUGUAUAGUUUUGACUACUAGAUUUAAUUGGUUGUAGGCGAUUAUUCCUUUGUCA